Molecule: messenger RNA, 1848 nt
Organism: Monoraphidium neglectum
Lineage: Eukaryota; Viridiplantae; Chlorophyta; Chlorophyceae; Sphaeropleales; Selenastraceae
Product: Voltage-dependent L-type calcium channel subunit alpha-1D
Exons: 2
Coding region: 1-1848 (615 amino acids)
Biological process (GO): calcium ion import across plasma membrane
Cellular component (GO): membrane; voltage-gated calcium channel complex
Molecular function (GO): high voltage-gated calcium channel activity
Source: RefSeq, a predicted model, not a curated record
AUGCCGGCCAAGCCGCCCGGCGCCGCCCCGCCGGCGCAGCCGUGGCGCGGCCGCCGCGGCGGGUACGUCGGCCGCGCGCUGGGCGUGCUGCCGCUUUCAUCGCCAGCGCGCCGCGCCCUCAUCACUUUCGCCGAGAGCCGGGCGUUCCGCGGAUUGUCCAUAUGCGCCAUCGUCGCCUAUGCAGCCAUACUGGGCACCUCCCAGCCGGCGCAGCCGCCGACGGCGCCGGCAAACCUCGUGGUUGAGGAUUCCAACAUCGGAUUCACGGUUUGGUUCACGCUCGAGCUGGCAAUAAAAAUCCUCGCGUUCGGCCUCGUCCUGCGCGACGGCGAGACGCCGAUGGGCGUCCUGGCGGCGGCGGGGCGCGGCGCGCGCCGGCUGUGGCGCAAGCUGGCCGGGCCGGCUGACGUGGAGGGGGGGCCAGACGGGGCCGGCGCCGGCGAUCACGGGCGGCCGGGCGAUGCGGGCCGGCCUCAUCACGGGGCUGUCAGAGGCGAGGAGGGCAGCAGCGGCGGCGCCGCGCGCGACGCAGACGCAGCAGCAGCAGCAUUAGCCACGGCCUUGACCAGCAAGGACAUUGAAUCGGGGCCUGUUUCUAACACCACGCCUCGCAGCAACGCACCCCCUGCUUCCAAGGACGCCGCGGCCACGCCGCCAGCCGGCGCCGACACGGACGCCGCGCGCGACGCCGACGGCGACAGCAGCAAUGGCAGCGGGGCCUUGAUUGCAGAGGUCAGCCUGGAAGGCGGCGGGCCCGCAUCCGCCGGCGGCGCCGACGAUGACACGCAGCCGCCGUUCCUCAGGGUGGGUUGGAACGUGUUUGACUUCAUCGUCGUGCUGCUGAGCCUCAUAAGCCUGUUGCCCGGCGUCGGCAGCGGCGCGAGCGCCCUGCGGGCGUUCCGGCUGCUGCUGCCGCUGCGCGUGGUCAGCGCGCUGCCCAGUCUCAAGACCAGCAUCAACGCGCUGAUCGCGGCGGCGCCGGCGCUCAGCACCAUCGGCGCCGGCAUCGCCUUCAUCGUGGUGCUGUGGGGGGUGCUGGGCAUGCAGCUGUUCCAAGACCCCAUGCACAACAACUGCGUGGCCGGGUCCGGCAACGACACUGCGUCGGCCAGCGGCAACACCUGCAGCCUCUUCACAGGCCCGUGGCCCGGCCCGGGCUGCCCGGCCGAGGAGACGUGCGCGGCGGGCGGCGCGGCGCCGGAGGGGGGGCAGCUUUCGUUCGACAACUUUGGGACGAGCGUCAUCCCCAUGUUCAUCACGAUGACCGCGGCUGACUGGAGCAAGGUGCUGCGGCCCACCAUGAACGCCACCGCCGGCUGGGCGUACGUUUACUUUGUAACCCUCCUGGUGGUGGGCUACGUGCUGGUGCUGUCGCUGGUGCUGGCGACACUGGCAGGCGCCUUUGUGGACGAGCAGCAGCGGGAAAGGCGCGAAGCAGCCGCCGCCGGCGAGGCGCCGCCGUCGGCGUUUUCGCGCGCCCUGGCGGCUGCCAAGGCCCGCGCCGCGAGCUUCUACUGGCAGCAGCUGCCGGGGCCCUUGGAGCGCCUCGCCAAGGCCCGCGGCUGGGCGCUGUUUGAGGCGAUCACUGAACAUUGGGCGUUCGAGGCGGCCGUGAUAAUGGCGGUCAUUGCUAAUACUGUGCUGCUGUCGAUGCAGUACGCCAGCAUGAGCGACUCGUACGCGGCCGCCCUGGACCUCGCCAACAACGUGCUGUCGUUUGUGUUCCUGGCGGAGGCGCUGGUCAAGAUCGCGGCGCAGGGGCGCGCCUACUUUACGUCGCCUUUCAACUGCUUCGACGUGAGCGGCUGCAUGCAGUCCCGGGGCCGCAGUGCGCUUUGCGUGCCUUGA